Diversispora eburnea is the source of this 382-nucleotide messenger RNA. NCBI's taxonomy places the organism in Eukaryota, Fungi, Glomeromycota, Glomeromycetes, Diversisporales, Diversisporaceae. The record is from the annotation of a GenBank genome assembly.
UAGAAUGAUACCAAUGAUUACUGAAGAAGAUAUGGCUAGACAUAGAGCAAAAAAGGCAGCUGAAGAACAAGCAAGAAGAUACAUGCAAGAUGAUGAUUCCCGAUAUAGAAGUAAAUUGAUACCAAUGAUCACUGAGGAGGAUAUGGCCAAAUAUAGAGCAAGACAAGCAGCAUUAAAACAAACAAAUCAUUCUUCUACCAAACAAUCUGAACCUGAAGAUAUCGCUAAUCAUAAUGCAAAAAAAGCUCAAGAGCAAGCAUCCAAAUUAAAAGAAUUAAAAGUUGAAAAUAAGGGUGAAGAUACUGAAAUGAAAGAAGAUACUGAAAUGAAAAAAUAUACUGAAACGAAGGAAGAUUCUGAAAUGAAGGAAGAUACCAAAUGA